AUGAGCUCCUAUGACGAAGGUACCGUGCAGAGCCACGAUCGAUCGGUUCCCAGCGCUUCUAACGAGUCGGCAUCCUAUCGUGGUGGUGGUGGUGGAGGAGGAGGAGGACCCCGCGAUGAUCGUCCACCAAGAGUCAGUCGCAUGCCCACUCGAGAAGGCCCUGCCAAACCCUAUCAUCACCAUCACCAUGGCGGUGGUUCCUACAACAACCACAUGCUCCAUCAGCCUCAUGGCGUGAGUGCCAUUGGUCCCUCUUCCUCCAAUAUUUCCUCUUCAACUUCCAACUCCCCCAUGGGACACCAUCAGCAUCAGUACACGGUAGAGAGUCCUUUGCCGCCCAUGGUUCAACGCUCCUUGGGGGACCGGUCCAACGAAAAACGCAAAAAUGCCGCACUCGAAAUUGAAGCACUCAUCAAAUCUCUACAAGAAGCCAACAAUCUAUCCAUGGUACAGUCAGUCAUUACCGUAUUGUCCAAAGACUUUUGUACCAGUAUGAACUCCAACUACCGCAAGGGAGGACUGGUGGGACUCGCCGCCACAUCCAUUGGACUCAUGCACAAUUCCAGAAAUUUUCUAGAUGUACUAUUGCCACCCGUACUGCAUUGCUUUGAUGAUCCUGAAUCCAGAGUACGAUACUAUGCCUGCGAAUCACUCUACAAUAUUGCCAAGGUGUCACGACAAUCCAUUCUCGCAUACUUUAACCAAAUAUUUGAAGGACUCACGAAACUAUUCGCCGAUGUCGAUAUUGAUGUCAAAAAUGGAGCAUCACUCUUGGAUAGACUCAUCAAAGACAUUGUCACAGAGGCUGAUGAAAGCUUUCACGUCGAACAAUUUCUGCCUAUCCUACAAAAUUAUAUUCGAAGAACCAACCCAUACAUUCGACAACUUAUUGUGGGAUGGAUCACACUCUUGGACAGCAUACCCAACAUUAGUAUGCUAGACUUUCUGCCAGACUUUCUCGAUGGACUCUUCAACAUGCUCAGCGAUUCCAAUCGAGAAAUUCGACAAGCCGCGGAUUCCGCGCUCUCGGAAUUCCUACGGGAACUCAGUGUUAGCACAGUGGUCGAAUUUGGACCCAUUGUCUCCAUUCUAGUCAUACAAUGCCAUUCCAAGGAACGACUCAACCGAUUGACGGCCAUCACAUGGACGUCCGAAUUGAUUCAUCAUCCAUACUCGGGAGGAGAUGCACUCCUCCCCUAUCACGCUGAAGUGCUCAGUGCCAUUAUGUGGUGCAUUUCCGACCAAGAGGUGGAAAUUCGACUCGUCGCCGAACGAACCAAUGACAAUCUGCUCCAGCUCGUCAAAGACACACAAGUCACCUUUGAACUCAAGGAAUUACUAGAGACACUCAAGAAGGAACUACUCAACAAGGAAGAUGUUCCAACCAAAAUGGCAGCCUUGAGAUGGAUCAACAUGCUACUUGAGAAACGCAAAAAUGACAUGAAUAAUUUCAUUGAGGAUCUCUUGCCCGUGCUUUUGCGCACUCUGAGUGAUCGCAGUGAUGCUGUCGUUUUGCUCAAUCUGCAAGUGCUCUCGCGGAUCUCGCUGGCCGCCAAGGCUACCGAUGCUCCUGGAUCGUCACGAGGUAGUGGACGAGGAGUAGGGGAAACGGAGGAAAUACAGUUUCAGUUGGUCCUCAAUGCCAUUCUCAACCUGUUUGCCCAAGACCGACAACUUUUGGAAACCAGAGGGUCUCUCAUUAUUCGCAAGCUGUGCGUCCUAUUGAAUGCCAAGAGUGUCUACAUUCGCAUGGCGGAAACACUAUCAUCCUACGAACAAAUCGAGGGGGGUCAGCCUGCCGAUGCCGCCACGUUGCAGUUUAUCAGUACCAUGGUUCAAACUCUCAACCUGAUCCUAUUGACGGCAUCGGAACUACAUGAUCUACGAAACUUGUUGGCUUCCAGUUGGAGGGGACCGGACGGGCGAAUUGGAGUGCCAAACAUUGGACACCUUAGGCGGGGUCGAGACGAUGGUUCCUUGGUCUUCUCCACGCUGUUUCAUUGCUGGUGUCACAAUCCAGUGUCCACGUUCUCACUUUGUCUGCUGGCCCAGGCCUACGAUAUCUCAUUUGCUCUAGUGCAGCGAUUCUCGCAAAUGGAGGAAGUUACCGUUGGCUUCUUGAUGCAAAUAGACAAGCUUGUUCUCUUGCUGGAGAGCCCAAUCUUUGUACACUUGCGGCUUCAGCUUUUGGAUGUCGAGUCCAAGUAUCACGCACCGCUUCUCAAGAGCAUCUAUGGGCUGCUCAUGUGUCUUCCUCAGGGUGAUGCCUUUCGUCUUUUGAAUGAUCGGCUCACCACUGUUUGCAAUCUGCGGGACAACCUGGGCAUUAGCCCCAACAUGCAAGCAAACUCAAAGGAGGCGACUCUGGCCGCUGGAGUUAGUCAGUCCCUACAGAUGAAGAAGCUGCUGAAGCGUUUUGAUGAAGUCAUGGUCCUUCAUAGCAAGGCAAAAGAACGAUCACACAAGCUUGCCGUGCAAGAAGAGCAGUCCAAACAUCAAUCUGGUGCAUACUCAGUGGCAGAGCAGCCUCCAGGAAAGAAAGCGCUCUCUGCCAGCGGUGCUCGCAAUAGCCAAGCGAUGAGUAUGCAAGCGUCGAGCCAAACGCCCAAACUAGAGCCCAGAUAG
Messenger RNA from Seminavis robusta, 2625 nucleotides. The record is from the annotation of a GenBank genome assembly. NCBI's taxonomy places the organism in Eukaryota, Bacillariophyta, Bacillariophyceae, Naviculales, Naviculaceae.